CCCGCCCUCUGGCUGCGCUCGGUUGAGUCAGUCAGUCUGUCGGAGUCUGUCCUCGGAGCAGGAGGAGCGAAGGGACUUCGGAGUGCCAGCUGCCCGAUUAUUUUCUUUCCCCUCCCUCUCUCCCGCCCCACAUUUCUCUUCACCCCUCUCCCGCCCUCGCUCGCGCAGCUAUGGCGGAGCCGUCCGCGGCCACUCAGUCCCCGUCCGUCUCCUCGUCGUCCUCCGGGGCCGAGCCCUCCGCGCCUGGCUGCGGCGGUAGCUCAGGAGCCUGCCCCGCCCUGGGGGCGAAGAGCUGCGGCUCCUCCUGUGCGGAUUCCUUUGUUUCUUCCUCUUCCUCUCAGCCUGUAUCUCUAUUUUCGACCUCACAAGAGGGAUUGAGCUCUCUUUGCUCUGAUGAGCCACCUUCAGAAAUUAUGACUUCCUCCUUUUUUGCAUCUUCUGAAAUACAUGACACUGACCUUACAAUACUACAUGGAGAAAAAAGUGAAACGUUAGGCAGCCAGCCUAUUUUAGCCAAAGAAGAAGGAAAAGACUGCUCGGCUCUUCUAGGUGUGAAAAAGAUGGAACAGCCUCAGCAGACCAGUAAAGACAUAGCCGACCCCGCAAUUUCUGUUGUGGAAGGAGGUCAUUGUAACCGUCCUUCCAUUCCAGCCAGUUUCCCAAAUCAUCCCGCUUUGCUCUCAAAGGAAGUUGGUCAAAUGGAACAGCAAAUAAAUAAAGAUCAAGAGUCCAAGAGCCCAAAUGAGGAACCAGGUAGGAAUGAUAAAACUGCCUUGGAUGCUGAUGACAACUUCACUUUGCUAACAGCCCAGAAACCACUUACAGAGCAGUCUAAGGCAGGAGGCAUUUGUACACACUCCUUGUCCCCAUCCAGAGUUUCAGCAGGUGGUGUUAUUGAAAAGGAUUCCCCUGAAUCACCAUUUGAAGUAAUAAUUGACAGAGCAGCGUUUGACAAAGAGUUUAAAGAUGCAUAUAAGGAGAGCACAAAUGAUUUUGGUAGCUGGGCAGUGCACACUGAUAGGGAAUCGUCUGCAGACAUUUCGGAGUCUAAUGACAAAGUGUUUCCACUGAGAAAUAAAGAGGUAGGGCGUUACCCAACCUCUGCCCUGCUCACUAGACAGUUUUCGCACACCACCGCAGCAUUGGAAGAGGUGUCCAGAUGUGUGAAUGAUAUGCAUAACUUCACUAAUGAAAUACUGACAUGGGAUUUGAUUCCCCAAGCGAAACAGCAUAGCAAUAAAUCUGACUACAUCCCAAAAAGUACAAGACUUGACAUGAGUGAAUAUACUUCAGAAAUUCCAGUUGUAAAUCUUAAAACUAAUGCUCACCAGAAAAUUCCUGUGUGUUCUAUUAAUGGGAGUGCUCCCAUCACUAAAUCAACAGGUGAUUGGGUAGAAGCAUCUCUUCCACAGGAAAAUGCUGUCGUUGAAGAACCUACACCACGCUGUCUGGAUUCCACAAAGGAUGUCAGUCGCAGAAGUGUCCAAGGCAAUGUGCAGAAACAAGAUGACACACUCUCAGAGGUACCUGGAUCUCUGCUUGAGAAAUGUGUCUCUCUGGGCUCUGGAGCAACCACAGUGAAAGUGGUUUUACCUGAAGACCACCUGGAAGAUGACAUGAACUGGCAGAGCUCUGUGUUGGGAGAAGUGACAGAGGCAGAUAGUUCUGGUGAGUCUGAUGACACGGUUAUAGAGGACAUCACAGCUGAUGUUUCAUUUGAAAGUCACAAAAUUCAGGCCAAAAAUCCUGUUUCCAUUCCAAGUGCUGUUGUAAAAAUAGAUGAAAGAGAAAUCAAAGAGCUUCUCAAUGGUAAUAGGGAAAAGAAAACAUCUGAAAAUUUUGAAAGGCUGGUCAGUGACUCUGAGCCCCAAGUUCAGCCUGAUGUUCUUGAAAGGAGUCCAGCUAAUGAGGCGGCAUGUUCCCAAGUACCCGAUAAGAAUGUCACAUCAGAAGAUAUGAAGCACUCAAAUAGUAUGCGUGAAAUUACUCCUUCAGUAGCAUCUUCAAAUGUUUUUAAUGAGACAGGAUUCUCGUUAAAUGUGACAACCUCUGCCUAUUUGGAGUCAUUACAUGAAAAAUGUGUUAAAGAUAUAGAUGAUUCGUCCCCAGAGGACCUGAUAGCAGCCUUUACAGAAACUAAGGAGAAAGGAAUAAUAGAUAAAGAUGAAAGAAAGGCCUUUGAAGCAACAUCAGAGAAGACUAUGGACUUUAAUAAAACAACCCUUCCUGUAGACGUCUUGCAUGAAAGUGAGUCCAGUGGUUCUGAAAUUAAAGACAUGAAAAGCAAAUACUCUGAACAAAGCAAAGAAACAAAUGGAAGUGAGCCUCUGGAUGUUUUCCCCACCCAAGGUACUCCAGUAGCAUCUUUUUACUUAGAACAGGAACAGCUCACGAUCAAAGCCCUUAAAGAAUUGAGUGAAAGACAGGUUGACAAGUCAGCUUCUGCACAGGAGAAAGUAGAAUAUCCUGAAGAAAUACUCAAGCAGACUUUCACAUUCGUUCCAGAAUCUUCUUGGCCACAGAGAUCGUAUGAUGUUCUAGAACACAAAGAUGUCAAGAGUGGAUCUGAUCUUGGGGUUUCCAAAAAGCCCACCAUUAUCAAAGAAACGGCUAGCAUAGAUGUCAUUUCCAGCCUUAGCAAGACUGAACUGGUAAAUGAGCAUGUCCUCGCAAGACUUCUGACAUAUUUUUCAGUGCACGAUCUGAUUUUCUGGCGAGAUGUGAAGAAGACUGGGUUUGUCUUUGGCACCACGCUGAUGGUGCUGCUUUCCCUGGCAGCUUUCAGUGUCAUUAGUGUGGUUUCUUACCUCAUCCUGGCUCUCCUCUCUGUCACCAUCAGCUUCAGGGUCUACAAAUCUGUCAUCCAAGCUGUACAGAAGUCAGAAGAAGGCCAUCCAUUCAAAACCUACCUGGAUGUAGACAUUACUCUGUCCUCAGAAGCCUUCCAUAAUUACAUGAAUGCUGCCAUGGUGCACGUCAACAAGGCCCUGAAACUCCUCAUCCGUCUCUUUCUGGUAGAAGACCUGGUUGACUCCUUGAAGCUGGCUGUCUUCAUGUGGCUGAUGACCUAUGUUGGUGCCGUUUUCAAUGGAAUCACCCUGCUGAUUCUUGCUGAACUGCUCAUUUUCAGUGUUCCGAUCGUCUAUGAGAAGUACAAGACCCAGAUUGAUCACUACGUUGGCAUCGCCCGUGAUCAGACCAAGUCGAUCGUUGAAAAGAUCCAAGCAAAACUACCUGGAAUCGCAAAAAAAAAGGCAGAAUAAGUACAUGGAGACCAGAAAUGCCACAAUUACUAAAACAUCGUUCAAUAGUUAUAAUGUCAUUACUUGUACUAUGAAGGAACGUGCUCAGUGUCAGCUUGAGCCUGCAUUCCAAGCUUUUUUUUUUUUUAAUUUGGUGUUUCCCCCUCCUUUCCCUUUCCCCGCAAUAUCAGCACAAGAAUUGUUGGACUAAAAAAAGAACUGAUACCUUAGAACCGAAAAGAAUAAAAACAGAAUCAGUUUAAUAGGAUAAAUCAAUACUUAGUGGUGGUGGAACAUUUACAUGCAGCUUGAAUGGGGAAAGCUUGGAGGUGAAAGGAGGACAUGAAAGGUAAACACAUCUCUUGGAUUCUUCUAUUUAAUUUUCAAGGACUAGCCUUACAGAGCUUCCCAUCAUAAUUUUGCCUGUAUUUUUAAGUUAAGAAAUAAUGGUUAACUUAUAAAGAAAUUAUCUGGGGACAAGAGUUGGAUUCCUUCCCGUGGGUUUGGUUUGUUUUGUUUUGGUUUGCUUUUUUGCAGCCCUUCAUCCCAUCUUCCUGCCCCACAAUGUGAGCAGCUACUCCUCAUAUUCCUCUUCGUAGCUUAUAGAUAUAACUUUCAACUCUAUGAAUAACUUAUAGGUGAUAGUAGUAAUUCCUGGUUCCCAGAAUGCCACCUGCUAACUGAGAAUGGAAACAGAAGGUAGGGCUGGAGAGGGAGUCAGCAGGAGCACUGCUGUGACCACCGCUCCCUCGCCUCAUCCCUACGAGAGGAAAGGCCCCGCCACUUGGGAAGGGGGUGUCUGUCGUUUCUUCUGGACACCAGUUCAGAGCUUUGAGUUUGAGAACUCAUUCCUGAAUGUGCUUUCCCCCCUCUUCCCUACCCACCUCACCUCAAGUUUAAUAAAUAUGGUUGUACUUUUCUUAUUAUGAAAUAAAUGUCUGUAACUGCUGUAAA
Hipposideros armiger (great roundleaf bat) is the source of this 4196-nucleotide messenger RNA. RefSeq names its product reticulon 3 (gene RTN3). The coding region runs from base 171 to 3263 and encodes 1030 amino acids. The record is from RefSeq and is a predicted model, not a curated record. NCBI's taxonomy places the organism in Eukaryota, Metazoa, Chordata, Mammalia, Chiroptera, Hipposideridae. The transcript is spliced from 9 exons. Gene Ontology annotation, cellular component: neuron projection; endoplasmic reticulum membrane; postsynaptic density. Gene Ontology annotation, biological process: brain development; neuron differentiation; endoplasmic reticulum tubular network formation.